This is a messenger RNA of Anopheles cruzii, 531 nucleotides long. RefSeq names its product ADP-ribosylation factor-like protein 5B. Lineage: Eukaryota; Metazoa; Arthropoda; Insecta; Diptera; Culicidae. The transcript is spliced from 3 exons. The record is from RefSeq and is a predicted model, not a curated record. The coding region runs from base 81 to 368 and encodes 95 amino acids. Gene Ontology annotation, molecular function: GTPase activity; GTP binding.
AAGGUGUAAAGAAAUGUUUUUAGUGAAAUGAGUAUGAGUUUCGUUGCAGGUUAGACGAGUGCUGGAUGACUUGGAAUUGAAUGAGAACGAUGUGCGCAGCAACUGCCAGGGAAUCCAGCCAACCAACUGGACAAAGAGAACACAAGCUUGUCAUGGUGGGACUGGACAACGCCGACAAGACGACCAUUCUGUACCAGUUUCUGAUGAACGAGGUGGUUCACACGAGCGAUCGGAUCGAACGUGGAAGAGAUCGUGUGGAAGAAUAUCCACUUUUUGGUGUGGGACCUCGGCGGGCAGCAAAGCUUCGGGCCGCAUGGAGCAUCUACUACACAAACACAGAGGUGGGUAGGCGCCCAGACCUGCCCUAAGGACGAUGGACGAUGCAACGGAGUGUACCAACGGAGCACAAACCGCUUCUGACACCAAACUCAUCUUUUUCAUCGGAUUCGCAAACAUCGUCGAUUGCCAGAGCGUUGUUGCUUCGCUGAUACACAGCAUCCGGACGCACCACUUAACCAAUAGAUUGUAAUG